This is a messenger RNA of Sinocyclocheilus rhinocerous, 1266 nucleotides long. It is a transcript of the gene stard10, whose product is annotated as StAR related lipid transfer domain containing 10. Lineage: Eukaryota; Metazoa; Chordata; Actinopteri; Cypriniformes; Cyprinidae. The transcript is spliced from 6 exons. The coding region runs from base 217 to 1032 and encodes 271 amino acids. Gene Ontology annotation, molecular function: lipid binding. The record is from RefSeq and is a predicted model, not a curated record.
GCGCACACACACACACACGCACGAGCGCAGCGGGAUGUAACAGCUGCUCGCGCGUUUGCGUUUAUUCAUCUUCCACGCACGUUAGUAGGCUGCGUCAGUUUAUUCGCACGCUUCUGGAUCUUUAAACCCGCGGAAGCGCACGGAAAACGCGCUAAUCCGGAUUUAAAAGCGAACUCCCCCGUUAGUUCCCCCGGGAUCCGGUCUCAGAGGAGGAGGAUGAUGAUGUCCGAGGAAGAGGUUCUGAUCCCGGAUGACCGCGCUUUUAGCCGGUUUAAACACGAGUGUGAGUCCGAGGAAGACUGGAGUCUCACCUACAACAAGAACAGCAUCUGCGUCUGGAUCCAGGUGCUGCAGGAGGAGAGGAGCUUGCACAGGAUCAAGUGUCGAAUGCUGUGUAAGGACAUCCCAGCUGAGACCAUGUACGACGUGCUCCACGACAUCGAGUAUCGGCGAAAGUGGGACACAAAUGUCAUCGAGACGUUUGAUAUCGGCAAACUGACAGUCAACGCAGAUGUGGGCUAUUACUCCUGGAAGUGUCCUAAACCGCUGAAGAACCGUGAUGUCAUCACCCUGCGCUCCUGGCUGCCGAUGGGCAACGAUUACAUCAUCAUGAACUACUCCGUCAAACACGCUAAAUAUCCUCCUAAGAAAGAUCUGGUGCGAGCCGUUUCCAUCCAGACGGGAUACCUGAUCCAACGCACCGGCCCCACCAGCUGCACCUUAACAUACCUGGCACAGGCUACACCCUCAGGUUCUCUUCCCAAGUGGGUUGUUAACAAGUCUUCCCAGUUCUUGGCUCCUAAAGCGAUGAAGCGCAUCAGUAAAGCGUGUCUUCGUUAUCCCGAGUGGAAGCAGAAGCACAGUCCGGGUUUUAAGCCGUGGUUAUUCCCGGAGCAGAACCCACUGUCCAGCAUCCCGCUGUCCGAACUCUCCAUCCAACACGCCGAAUCUCUGGAGAACAUCGACGAGAGCUCACUCAACGAGAGCAAAGACGAGCGCGCCGAGCACAGCGACGACGAGGGGAACAACUGACACACACACACACACAGCCCAAUGAAGUGCUAAAUACAGAUUAUGACUAAUUUGGUUACACUGAUGUAAAUGAUUUUGAGUUAUGAUUAUGAUUUCUGACCCCUGACCUUAUGUAUGCAUGCAGUUUGUCUCCAGACACACAGAGGGUGCCGAUGUUGAUAUGCUGUACGACACUAGAGUUCAAUGAAUGAAUGAAUGUAGUACCGAAGAAUUAAAAACCAAUUACUGCCUGUG